This is a messenger RNA of Larimichthys crocea (large yellow croaker), 2395 nucleotides long. RefSeq names its product pleckstrin 2 (gene plek2). Lineage: Eukaryota; Metazoa; Chordata; Actinopteri; Sciaenidae. Bases 360 to 1436 code for a protein of 358 amino acids. Gene Ontology annotation, cellular component: plasma membrane. Gene Ontology annotation, biological process: actin cytoskeleton organization; intracellular signal transduction. The transcript has 9 exons. The record is from RefSeq and is a predicted model, not a curated record.
AAUUCUUCACAUACUGAAAUUGAUGGAGUGCAAACUUAUUUUGAGCUUCAGGUUUAGAAAGAUUUUGCCCCUCCCUGUCUGAUUUUCUUUGCCUUGCACACACACACACACUGCAGGUAAACAGCAAUCACGCUCACCUUUCAAACAUGCCAAGGAGUCAGUGCGCCCUCGUGUGAUAAUCGACAGAAACUGCAGGAUGGGAUUGGCAUGGAAGUGUUGAGCAAGGUGUGUGUGUGGGUGUGUGUGAGGAGGGUGACGCACUUAUUGAGGCAUAAAAAGAGAAACAAAACCCUCCACACUGAAAAACCUGAGCAGACUUGAAGAGACAAAGCUCCAUUGCCAAGAUCAAACCAAACAGUAUGGCUACAGACAAGAAAAAGAGCAUUUUAAGAGAAGGAUUCCUGGUGAAAAGGGGUCAUCUUGUGCACAAUUGGAAGGCACGUUGGUUCGUGUUGAUGCCGGACAAGCUGCUGUAUUACAAGUACGAAGGAGGCAAAAGGGACUCGUGCCAGCGAGGAAAGAUCCUACUGAAGGACUGUGAAAUAACGUGUCCUUUUCUGGAGCAUGAAAAUCGUCCGCUGGUGUUCAAGCUCCAGACAAAGAAUGGGGAGGAUCAUUUUUUGGAGGCUUGUUCCCGGGAGGAGAGAGAUGACUGGGCCGCUGACAUCACCGCUGCCGUCGACAAGCUGCAGACGUCCGGAGGCGAGAAGGCGACAAACCAGGAAGAUCCCCCUGAAUCCCAGUUAAACAACAUAAAUCUGAGCAAAGUGUUGGACUCCAUGUAUGACGUCCACAGUGGCAUCAAGAUGAGCAACCAUGUGGAGCAGGGUAACACGUACAGCAACUGUUUCUCAGGCUCAGCGGUGGUGGACUGGUUGGUGUUCAUGCAGCUGGCUCUGACCCGUGUGGAGGCCAUGACGUUGGCCUCAGCCCUGCUGGAGGAGGGUUUCCUGCGCACCAUCGGCCUGAAGAGUGUGGAAGCUCUCCGCACCGCCGGCCUCAGUGAGCAGUUCAUGGACGACUCCACCGCACUGUACAGCUUUUCUGACAGCUUAAAGAAGAGAGGCAGUGUGAAGGCAGAGACGUCGCUGUCUGCGGUGGAGCUGAGUGGAAAAGUGAUAAAGAGAGGAUAUCUACUUAAACAGGGGCACAGAAGGAAGAACUGGAAGGUGCGACUGUUCGUGCUGCGUUCAGAGCCGGCUUUCCUUCACUAUUUUGAUCCCACUAAGGACGACAUCAGCCCCGCUGGAGGCUUCUCGCUGCGAGGCUGUCUGAUAUCUUCUCUGAACGAUAACGGAGUUCCCUCAGGCGUGAAAGGAAACAUCCAAGGCAACUUGUUUAAAAUCAUCACUCAGUCCGACACGCAUUACUUCAUCCAGGCUCCGACCCACCAGGACAAGAUGGACUGGAUAGAUGCGAUUAGAGAGCAGACAUAGAGCACAGGGCUAAAACUUGAAUUUAUCCUGAUUCAUCCAGCCAUCAACACGUCUGAAUUUACACAUUCCAUGAAUGUAUACUGUAGCAACAAACUGGGAACACGCAAUCAGAUGAUUACAUAACAUUUCUGUUCAUGUCACUGCUUUCAGCUGGAUUAGUCUGUGUGUUUUAAAGCUCGUGUGAGGAGAAUUUAAAGUGUUUUAAAAGCCCAACAGUUGUAACAAAAUGUCUUGUAAUCUGUCAGUUUAAGUUAAAGGAUUUUUAUGUAUUUCACCAGAUUUUUUUCAUUAAUAAACUGAGUAGUUUUGACUUCAUUUUCCCAUGUUUUGAUUGUGUGCACACUGUUCAAUCCUUUUUGUCACUGCUGCUCUUUUAUCAUCUCAAAAGACGUUUUUGAUUUUACAGCUGCAAAUUAAAUUAACGUAAAUGAAUUCAUCCCAUUUCAGUGGAUCAUACAUCAAAUUAUUGUCACAUACUGCUGGAAGGAAUGGGAUAUAAUAAUCUAUUAUCCCUACUGGUUUUAUAUUCAUAGUUUCACAUUGUAAUAUGGCCAUAAAACAGGUUGUACAGUUUGUGCUUUAAAAAGUCAUAAAUCGAACUUGGUGAACCCUGUAAAAGCCUUGAGGGGAGUCUUUUUACAUGGUUUUAUGUGGUACAUUUACUAGGAUCUGAUUCCUGAAGGAAGUACAAGCAGAGACAAGAACAGCCUCAGGAUGUAUUCGUCACAAUCAUCAAGUUCUAGCUCAGACCGGCUGCUCCCAGCGAUCACAGACUGGCACUCCCACUCAGCAAGCUGAGUCAAGCUUUUAUCUGAAUGACUCAAGCUGAGCUGGUGUUGGUUUACGGCCCUCUUACUGUGAAAUCACAAGUGACACAAUACCUCUGUGAUAUAUACGAUAAUACAGGGGUUGGAUUUGGAGUGAAUCCAAGUCGUAGUUAGUUGAAAACGACAAACAGA